UAAGAGGAGGUGUAAGGAAGGUACUGCUGCAGAGCUCCAGUUGGAGUGUUGAAAGAUUGCAGACUGACGGAAAAAGGCAAAGAAGCAAGCUAAGGCGUUGCCAUCUCCCCCCACCCCCACCAUUCUCUGACAGGCUCUUUGCCCCCUGUAAUCUCUUUUCGGAGAGCCUUGCAGUUUCCUCUCUUCCGGUUGUGCAAAGCAGCUCAAAAAUAGCAAUAAAUUCGUCUUCUUUUCCACCUUUCUCCCCCUCCUAAGCCUGCCCAGAGUCUUCUGAAUCCCUAGCACCUAUCAUCUCCAGAUUCCCAGAUCAACUCCAGACCGAGUUGGGGAUCCAGGACUCGCCAUGAGCUUUCCCGCCUUCCUCGUCUUGCUGGUCUCGGCUAUGCAAGUCAUUGCACUUCCAGUGAGCAGCCCAGCAAAUAAAAGUGAUACUAAGGUAAUGAGAUGUAUUGUUGAGGUCAUCUCUGACACACUUUCUAAACCGAGCCCGCUGCCCAUCAGUGAGGACUGCUUUGAGACUCUACGAGGAGAUGAAAGGAUCAUUUCAAUUCUUCGCCAUCAAAACUUGCUGAAAGAACUCCAAGAACUUGCCAUCCAAGGGGCCAAUGAGAGAGCCCAGCAACAAAAGAAAGACAGAGGCUUUGAAGAUGAACUUUCUGAAGUCCUUGGGAGCCAAAAUAAUGAAGAGGAUAUUGUUCAGGGGGAAUUGCAGAAUGCCUCCCCUGAGAAGCCUGCUGAAGAUGCUACUGAAUCCAAAGAGAAUAGUCUGGAAGAAAGAGAGACCCAGUCCAAAGAGGCAAACCCAGAGGAAGCUGGGGAGGUCUCUGAGAAGAAUGAAAUCAGCAAGGCCUCCAGGGAUGUGAGCAUGGAGAGUACUCUGGCCAGUGGUCUGACCAAAGAGGAGCUCUUAGCCCCAAGGCCCAGCCAAGGCAGCAAGGCCCAGCCGCCCACUGAUGCUCAGCAGGGUCUGGAUCUCCAAGAGGAGGAACAAAGUUCCAAGAGAGAUGAGAACGCCCAUGCAGAAAGAGAGGAGGAAGAGGAGCAGGAGGAAGCCCAUCUGGCCCAAGAGGGAAAUAAACCAGCACUGGAUGAAGAAGGUCCCACUGGAGCACUCAGGACCAGCUCAACCCUUGAUGAGAAUGAAGAGACUCCAAGGGGAGACAGUCAACCAGAGGCAUUGGAACUAAAUGGAGAAGAAAAGAUCAUGGAAGAGGAAGUUAGAUCUCAGGAAGAUAAAGGGCUAAGCCGACGUUCUGAAGAAGCAGCAGCAGCCACAGAAGACAUCUUCAGCCCCAGAGAAAGCAAGAGUCAGGAACUAGAAGAGGAACUCUCCAAAGAAUGGGAGGACUCCAAGAGGUGGAACAAGAUGGACGAGCUGGCCAGAGAGCUGACAGCUAAGAAGCGGUUGGAGGAGAGUGACAGUGAGGAAGAGCCAGACCGAUCCAUGAAACUUUCCUUCCGAUCCCACAAAUACGACUUUGGAAGUCCUCUGGGGCUGCCAAGGAGAAGCUGGAAAGCUCACUCCAGAGAGGACAGCAUCGAGGCAGGCUUGCCUCUCUCUAUCAGGGGAGACCCAGAUGAAAAGAAGGAAGAGGAGGGAAGUGCUAACCGAAGGACUGAGGACCAAGAGCUGGAAAGUCUAGCAGCCAUAGAAGCAGAGCUGGAAAAGGUCGCCCACAAACUCCAUGAAUUGCGGAGGGGCUGAAUGGCUGACUUAAGAUCCCACAAAAUGCUCAGAAAUUUAUUCCUCCUCACCUUGCCUCUUCAUUUCCCAAGUCAAUUAUAAAUGGGCUGGGAGAGGGAGUUUGGGGCAGGGAGAGAGUGUUCCCGAUGCCACUUGUGAUACUUGCCUACUCUGCUUUUUCAUUCUUGAGUUUCUGUCCCCUGGUGCACUUCUUCCCCACCUCAAGGCUUCUUCAAUGCACUUUGUGUUGGCUUCCAAACAGUUAUCAUUUUCAAGAUAACAAUGAGAUAGCUUUUCUAGAUUAUUUCCCUAUCACUGUUAGAUCCAAUGAUAAAACUGCAAUAACUUGUUCUCUUCGGAUUAAAGUCAAAAACUUCUGACUGUAAUAUAUUCUAUAUAAAAUUUAUCUAAAGAAAAAUAAAACUCCAAUGGGC
Antechinus flavipes (yellow-footed antechinus) is the source of this 2118-nucleotide messenger RNA. It is a transcript of the gene CHGA, whose product is annotated as chromogranin A. The transcript has 8 exons. NCBI's taxonomy places the organism in Eukaryota, Metazoa, Chordata, Mammalia, Dasyuromorphia, Dasyuridae. Gene Ontology annotation, biological process: negative regulation of insulin secretion; defense response to bacterium; negative regulation of catecholamine secretion. The record is from RefSeq and is a predicted model, not a curated record. The coding region runs from base 344 to 1705 and encodes 453 amino acids. Gene Ontology annotation, cellular component: chromaffin granule.